Molecule: messenger RNA, 1697 nt
Organism: Impatiens glandulifera
Lineage: Eukaryota; Viridiplantae; Streptophyta; Magnoliopsida; Ericales; Balsaminaceae
Product: pentatricopeptide repeat-containing protein At2g17670
Exons: 1
Coding region: 108-1511 (467 amino acids)
Molecular function (GO): protein binding
Source: RefSeq, a predicted model, not a curated record
CUAGCCGCCCUCCGAAGAUGGCUUAAUUCUUCUUCCCUUCGAUCAUCCCAAACCCAGAAAAACACAGUAGCUGACCUGAAGAAGAAGAAGAAGACGGCAACAGAGAAAUGGGGAAAAUACCACCAGGGCUGAAGCAAGUAGCUCAGUAUCAGGCAUCAACUAUUCUCAAAAACCAUUCUUCUCCUUCUCCUCCUCCCGUCCCUAAAAAGCCCCGUAAUUUCCCCGAUAAAUCUUCCAAUAGAACACCUCGCAAAUCCUCAACCACCCAGAACCCACAUGCUCCGUCAAUCAUCUUCAAGUCACCCAGCCUCUCCGAUGCUAAAACCCUUUUCAAUUCUUUCAUCGCCUCUGUUUCCCCUUCCUCAGUCGCCUCUAAAUUCCCCAACUCCUUUCUCCAAUCUUUCUCUGCUGUAUCUUCUCUCGAUGACUCAAUCUCUCUCAUCAAACACAUGGCACAGACCCACACCGUCUUCUCUCCAGAACGAUCCACUUAUCACAUCAUUCUCUCCCAAGCCUGUAAAUCAUCGGAUGUCCCUCUCUCCUCCGUCCGCAGGACCCUAGACUUGAUGGCACAGGAAGGCUUUCCACCGGAUAAGGUCACAACCGACAUCGCCAUUAGGAGUCUCUGUUCUGUUGAUCGUUUGGACGAUGCCGUGGAUUUGAUCAAAGAACUCUGCUUAAGGCACGCACCUCCCGAUUCCUACACUUACAACUGCGUCAUCCGAUGUCUCUGCAAGAACAGGUGCUUGAGUACAGUUAACAAUUUCAUAAGAGAAUUGAGGGAGUCUUUCGAUGUAAAGCCAGAUCUAAUUGCAUAUACUAUCUUGAUUGACAAUGUCUGUAACCAAAAGAAUCUCAGGGAAGCAAUCAGGUUGCUUGACUUAUUGAACCAAGAGGGUUUUAAGCCAGAUACUUACGUCUACAAUAUAAUUAUGAAGGGUUACUGUAUGUUGAGUCGAGCUAGUGAGGUUCUUUGGGUUUUCAAUAAAAUGAAUGAAGAUAAAGUGGAACCUGAUUUAGUAACUUAUAAUACACUGAUCUUUGGGUUGUCGAAGUCUGGAAGGGUUAACCUAGCGCAGAAGUAUUUGAAGGUCAUGGCUGAAAUGGGUCAUUUUCCUGAUGCGGUUACAUAUACAUCUUUGAUGAAUGGAAUGUGCAGGGAAGGAAACGUUUUGAGCGCAUUAGAAUUGUUGGAGGAGAUGGAAUCGAAAGGAUGCGAUCCCAAUUCGUGCACUUAUAACACAUUGCUUCAAGGGUUGUGUAAAGCAAAGAAGCUGGACAAGGCAACUGAAUUGUAUAGUGCGAUGAAAUCAGGUGAAAUGAAGCUCGAGUCUGGUUCGUAUGGGUCCUUGGUGAGGGCUCUAUGUAGGAAUGGUAGGGUGGCGGAUUGUUAUGAAGUUUUUGAUUAUGUAGUUGAUAGCAAAAGUCUGACAGAGGUUUCUGCUUAUUCUACAUUGGAGAUUAAUCUAAAAUGGCUGAAGAAAGCAAAGGAACAAGGCCUUGCUGUUUAAUUGAUUACACUCCCAUUUCAGGAACAAGAUCUUGUUUCUAGGAUGAUCUUGCUUGCUAUACCCAAUAAUUACAUUGAGGUUAGUUUAUAUUUGAUUCUUGUGACAUUAAUUCAGAAUUUGGCUUAUAAUGAACACACUAUUAUUGUAUUAGUACUCCAAAGUGUAAGCUGUUUUUUUGGCAAUAAA